Dermacentor silvarum is the source of this 858-nucleotide messenger RNA. RefSeq names its product sentrin-specific protease 1. NCBI's taxonomy places the organism in Eukaryota, Metazoa, Arthropoda, Arachnida, Ixodida, Ixodidae. Gene Ontology annotation, molecular function: deSUMOylase activity. The transcript has a single exon. The record is from RefSeq and is a predicted model, not a curated record. Gene Ontology annotation, cellular component: nucleus. Gene Ontology annotation, biological process: protein desumoylation. The coding region runs from base 1 to 858 and encodes 285 amino acids.
AUGGCUGGUCCAAGCACGGGCCAAAACCUGUCCGACCUCCCGAAGGUGGCGCAAGACUGCUCGGUGGUCUUGCAGCGUCUAGAGGACGAGAUGCCCGACUUUAACUACAGGACGUGGUCGACCCACAGCUUGGCCAGAAAUGAGCAGCUCGCCAGAGCGGCAGGCUGCACGGAUGGGGCAGGUGCUGUGGCGCCCAUGGAUGACAAGGAAGAUCUGGAGGACCAUCAAGGUGACAAGCAUCGUGUGGUCGUGCGCAGUGCGGCCUACACAGUAACGUGCAAGGACCUGGAAAGUGUGCUCGAUGAGAAUUGGUUUAAUGACGUUGUCAUUGACUUCUACAUGUGGCUUGUGGCCGAGCGUGCCAAAGAAGCUCGAGAUGGGCGACGCAUCCAUGCGCUGACGACGCACUUUUAUGACGUGCUCAGAACAUGGGGCUAUGCGGCUGUGAGCCACUGGACGGACACGGUCGACUUGUUUUCUUUCGACAUGCUUCUAGUGCCAAUUCACAAGAACAACCACUGGUCACUCGCCGUUCUGAAUAUCGGAAACCGUACGUUCGAGCUGUAUGAUUCGUUGGGUCGUAAGAACUGGAAUUGUUAUCAGGUGUUGACGGCAUACCUGAGGAAAGAGCACCAGGACAAGCGGAAGUGCCCGCUCACGCCAGAGGCGAAAUGGCAAUGCCACUAUGUCCAGAACCUUCCCCAGCAGUCCAACUCCCACGACUGCGGCGUGUUUGUGUGCCUCUAUGCGGAGUGCCUCGCGAGAGGCGCACCGUUCAAUUUUUCGGCACGCGACAUUAAGCGGUUGCGAUAUAGAAUUGCGUUUGAGAUCAUGUCGGGGAAGUUGAUGGAUCACUGA